UUGAAUUGUUGUUGUACGAUCUUCGUCGUCCCGUAAGAAGAAGGGUUUGUAAGAAGAGUUGUAGACAAGUGAGCCACAAAAAUAAUUCCUGCUUCAAUAUGAGUGGUUUUUCAAUGGAACUCCUGAGUAAUGAAACUGUUAGAGAGUGGUUAAUGUGUAGGAGUGAACCCACUCUCUCUUCCAGUAUUGUUGAAACAGCUUUUCCCUUGAGAGCUUAUUUGCAGUUCGACUCUUUUUCUGUAACCUCUGACUUCUUGGUGAAGCCUUUAGGGGUUGUGAAUGGCAUUUUACUGGGCUAUGUGUUGGGAGACCCCUAUUCCUUUGCUCUUUCCCAAAACUGGGGACCAAUGGUACACCCAGCAAGUAGAAGAUUUGUGCUUAACCUGGAGACGCAAGAAUUUCUGGAGUUUCACUGGUAUUUACAUAACAAUACACUUCUUGCAAAUUGGAUGAAGUUUCCAACAGGAAAACAUCGACUUCGAUAUUUCGUCUUGUAUGAAGCUCCUCCUCCUGGGAAGAUCCCUUAUAAACUUCUUUCCAGUGUAGAGCUAGUCCUUCAAAGAACCGAAAGUGGAAAACAACAACCGCUUUCUGCCUCGGACGAUCUCUUUACUCUGCUGCCUCCUGUGGAACAAAGUCUUCAAAGUAUUCCUUCAGCUUUGGAGUUUGCUACCUUAUUGCUUGGAACGUUUUCUGGGACGUUUCGUUGGACGCAGUAUAAUCCAGAAAACUUAACAGUUACCGAAGAUGAAUUAUAUGCUUACUCUGUCACUGUUUGCACGAGAACCCAUGCAGAAGAUCUUCGUUUUCGAGAGCUCCGUCGAUUGUGUUAUCCUAGCUUACAAAUGGAUAAAGCUGUAUUAGAUCCUUAUGAUAAGAAGAGAUGUUUGGAUUCGAAUGAGAACACUGUGAAUUCUCCCUUGCUGUGCAAUUCUUUUCAAGCAAAGCCAACUCAUGUGACUAGUUUUGUCAAUGGAAACGUUGUACCCUCGUUUAACAGUGUCAUUUCAACAGAUCUCAAUUCUAGUGGAAACGGACAAAGUAGUCCAUCAGCAUCGGAGAAUUGUCAACCAAGAAGACCUUUGCUCUCUACGGAAAGUGUCAGCGACGAAUAUCGAAGUACCUACAAGAGGGGAAGAUCAGUUAUGGAGAAUUCGGGUUUGCUUUGGACGCAUUCUUGGAAUUUUGCCCCUCAGGAAUAUUUUGAGUCAUAUUCAUCGAACACAAGUUCAACGGAUAACUUUUACUCGGAAGACAAAGGUGAUAUGGAGAGUUUUGAAGCUUACGAUGGUUGUGACUGUUUUUAUGGAAAUGAUUUUUUCGAUGUUGUUAAGGGUCAGGUUUCUGAGUAUCUUCAUGACUCAUCAAAUUGGACAGAGUUUUCAAGUAUCUCGUCAGUAGCUUCAGAUUUUUACAUGAGACGGACACUUAGUGGCAUUAAUCUAUCAGAGUAUUUGUCAAGUGAAAAUGAGAUUCUGACAAAUGUUGAGCUUCCUUCUUUCGGCUCUGCCUGGGACUCAGCAGUUGAUAGUCUGCCUCAUGACACAGAGAAUGAUAUUGCUACAGUAUUUCUGACUGAUGGGGAUUGGAAUUUUGCAUCUGAGGCAUAGGCUCAAUCUGCAGUUGAAACUAUUUGGGCAGUUUGACAUUUUAUGUCUCAAAGUGUUAAUUACUCAUAUAAACGAAAACGAGUGAAUUGUAUACAAAGC
This is a messenger RNA of Galdieria sulphuraria, 1709 nucleotides long. RefSeq lists its product as uncharacterized. The transcript has 5 exons. NCBI's taxonomy places the organism in Eukaryota, Rhodophyta, Bangiophyceae, Galdieriales, Galdieriaceae. The coding region runs from base 114 to 1610 and encodes 498 amino acids. The record is from RefSeq and is a predicted model, not a curated record.